Molecule: messenger RNA, 1992 nt
Organism: Recurvomyces mirabilis
Lineage: Eukaryota; Fungi; Ascomycota; Dothideomycetes; Mycosphaerellales; Teratosphaeriaceae
Exons: 2
Coding region: 1-1992 (663 amino acids)
Source: RefSeq, a predicted model, not a curated record
AUGGCAUCAGGCGCACUUCCGCCAAUCCGGCUACGGUCAGACAAGUCAGAAGCGUUACAUCAACUAUCGCCCGAGCGCGUCAACACACGAAACAUCUCGAUAGCGACGACAGCAAGCAAGGAUUCCCGGACGACGAAUGACGAUACCGAGAGCGACGUGUUCGCACCCAGUAAUCCUGGAUCCGCCCAAACAUCACCAACACGAAAGGCCAACCUCUUUGCCGACUAUCAUCCCAUCUCGCCGAGCAAGAACAACAUCGCGAUAGGCCUCCCACAAUCACCCUCCUUGCCGGAUAUAAAUGCUCUGCGGGGCCAUGUCCGAACUAACAGUGAUGUACAAGGACUCGUGAAGCGGUUUGAGCAUCUUGAUGUGCGGGACAAGGAUGUCGAGAGUAGUGAGCGGAGGCGCAAGCAUGAGGCUGAGCUGCGGCGAGCCCAGAUUGCACGAGAGGAGGCGGAGAGCGACGUCAAGAGGCUGCGAGAGGAGUUGAGACGGGUGAAGAGGGAUAGUGAGGAGGGGCGAGAGCGAGAGAGAAGAGUAGGCAGGCGGCUGGAAGUUGUAAUGGAAGAAUAUGCCUCGGCCAAGGAGCAGUACACAUCCCAGUCCACCGUCUACGAAAAGGAACUUCGCAAAGCCCGGAAAGAAGCAUACAAGUCUUCUUCUUUCGUUAUCAAACUCCAGGAAGAACUCAAAUCUACCCGUAGCAGCCUGCGAAUAACACAGUCCGGGUUUGAUGUCGAGAAGCAGAAAGUGCAGCGUCGCGAGCAGGACACUUUCAAUGCGCAAUACCAGCUGGCUGCCGUCCAAGAAGAGCUGGAUAAGCUGAGGGCGCAGCUCAAAAUCGUGGAAGAGGAGAAGGAGGCACUGAAGACGAAUCUGAAAGAUGAAGAGGUUGCGAGAGUGGCGGCAGAGGGCAUGAUUGCUCUUCCGGCUUCGCAGGAGGAUGAGGAUCUGUUCACUUCGCCUCGCAAGGCACGAUCGCCUUUCUCGGACAACAAGGAGAAUCUGGGGCCGAGUCCGAGGAAGAUAAGGGAGAGCAGAUCGAUGGAGGAGGAUCUGCUACGAGAGAAGAUGAGGAGGGAGCAUGCGGAGGAGAUGGUGGAAUUUCUGGGUCUGGAGUGCAGGUUCAGAUGUUGUAGGUGCAGAACGCAGGCGCGCAACGUGCAUGGUGGCAUAAAUUUACCCAUGACCGGAGAUUUGUCGAAAGCUUUGCUGGAUGUUAUGGAGUCGAUGAAGGCAGUCCUCGGUGCUUCGGAAGUACCCGAAGAUGCCGACGACAUGGACGUGGAAGCCCGGGAAGAAGCGCAGAUCGUUAUUGAGGUGCCAGAAGGGGAGGCUGUAGAAGGUGCCGCAAUGGAAGACGUCGUCGCCACCCAAGAGGUCGCCUCCGAACACAUCCAAGUUGAGUCGGAACUCUUGGACGCGAGCAGGACCAUGCUCUCCGACGAGCAAGAAGAAGCACCAGUAGCACCACAUCCCACGCCAGCUGAACCAGGUAGCGAACGGGGAACGAUACCAGUCGAGGAGUCCUCACCUCAUACACUUCUUCACGAAACCUCCCACCAAACAAACGCCUCCCGCCACCUUCGCACGGUAACAACCACGACAACAAUACCUAUGCACUUCACCCCUGUCACCAGUAAACCGCUCGUCUUCCCAUCGAGCGAUGAAGACAGCGAGAACAUCCCACCUCCAUUGCGCUCCAACAUUGACAACGACUCCGCCAUCGACACCGAGAGCGCGACUCCAACUUUCGACCGCGCAGCCGCACUAGCAGCAAUCGAAUACCGACGCGGUCGAGCGAAGAGUUUCGCUGCGGGCCAUGUGACGCCCAGGAAGCAGAUGUUGGAAGGAAGGGGCGUUGGUGGAGUGGGGAGGAGGGAUAUUAGUGCGCCGGCUUUUGGGUCGAAGACGACUGGGAUGGGGAGUGCGAGUUUUGGGAAAGGUGCAGGGAGUGUUGGGAGGGCGGCUGGGAGGAGAGGGAUGGUUUGA